Gigantopelta aegis is the source of this 3490-nucleotide messenger RNA. Its product is annotated as spindle assembly abnormal protein 6 homolog. Gene Ontology annotation, cellular component: centrosome; centriole. Gene Ontology annotation, biological process: centriole replication. NCBI's taxonomy places the organism in Eukaryota, Metazoa, Mollusca, Gastropoda, Neomphalida, Peltospiridae. The record is from RefSeq and is a predicted model, not a curated record.
CAUGUCUGGGCAAAGUAAAAUUGCUGUAAACAGAACAAUGUUCCUGCAUUAAUGAUUGUCAUGUGGGAAUGCGGUAUCCGACGUUUCGUAUUAUUUAGAUUCAACCAAAUAGAUGGAGAUAAACAUGUCGUAUUUAUUUAAACGUUAAAGAGAAUAAUAUUUUUUAAGUUGGCGGACAGAUAACUGUGAUAUUCCACUAAUAGUAAUAAGCGUAGUGAUGGUGACUUCACUACGAGUUUGACAUUUUAGUAGGUCCGCCUUGGACAUAGGCCUGCCAUACAAGACAUGUUUAUUUCCUGAUUACCUCGACUGACACCACCUUCUCCCAGAAAUCGUCAUCACAGAACAGAAUGGCAGACGAGUUAUUCAGCAAACGAUUGCCUGUUCUGUUCAAGUCAAAUGACAGAGAAGACAGAAGAGGAUCUGUUUAUCUGCGAAUGGAGAUUCAGGCUGUGUCUGCACCACUGCAAAGAAAGGAGCUGGUUGUACGACUGACAGAUGAAAAGGAUUUAUUUUUCCUGUACACUUUGAGACUUGGUGAAGAGGAUUUUCAGACACUGAAGCUACAGCAGGGUUUGUUGGUUGACGUUGGUGCUUUCCCACAAAAGUUCAUUGAUCUCCUUGAGUUAUGCUUGAAGGAAGAACACAAAGAUAAUCCUAAAUUUAUUCUCCAUCUUGUAUCCCAGUGUUCCCUAGCAGGAGAGAAGUCGUCAGCUGUUCUGAAUAUAAUUGAAACUAAUCCUUUCAAACAUCUGACUCAUCUGUCUCUCAAGUUUGUGCCAGGCAGUGAUGCAGAUAUUAAAAAAUAUUUAGCUGACUGUUUGAAGCAGCUCACGGAAACAAACAUGCUCCUGCAGCAGAGGCUGGAACAUACCAACACAGAUCUUAGUCAAAAGUUACAACAUACUCAAGAGUCACUGGCUGCCAGGACAGCGGAGCUUGAGAAUCUCAAAUCGGAAUGGACGUCUCGUAUAGCAGAUUUGUUCUCGCGACAUAAGGAGGAGAUAACUGCAGAGAAAGAAAGAUCUAUGCAAGUCCAGAAUAGUUUACAGGAAAGAUAUGAACGAGAGAAAAGAGAAUUGGAGCAGGCCAGUACUAAACUAGUCCAUCAGAUGGAGUCGAAGAUACACGACUUGGAUAGAAACAACAAAGAUUUGAUGGACAAGAAUUACAAAUCGGAAUCAACGGUGCGCGAACUGCGAUCGAAGCUGUCAGGGUUGGAGGAGGACCACAUGCGGAUGAAGCAGGACAUCCAGACUCUGCGUAAACAGAACGCGGGCCUGGACAGUGAGUACCACGAGCAGGAGAAGCUGAUCAACCAGCUGCGCACCCGGAUAGCGGUGCUCGAGCAGGAGGUCAAGGACAAGGAGCAUGUUCUCGCCAAGUCAUCCGACCUGUUGCAUGCAGAGCAGGACCAGAAGAAUAAAUAUAAAGAAGAUCUGGACAGGAAAAAUAAAGAUCUUGCUAGGCUGGAAUCCAAGGUGAAGGCAAUGUCAGAAGAGCUGGUGAAGGGCAAUGAAAUUAUCAAAAAACUUCAAGGAGAAAUUAAAAAUUAUCAUGCUAAGGUCAAACUGAGAAACCAGAUAGCAACAGAACAAGAAAAGUUGUUAAGUGAAAAGGAUCAAGAAUUGGAGAAGUUACGUCAGGAGCUUGCAACCAUCAAGGACAGUUACAGACAAAACGAAGAUGAGAACAAGAAGCUGAAGGACAGUCUCGAGAGUACAACAAACAAACUGGAGGAAUGUCGUCAGUUACUCAAGACUAAUGAAAAUGUUAUUCAGUGGCUCAAUAAACAGAUAAAUGAACAACAACUGUCUCAUCACAGAUUGGGAGCAUUUGAAAUGCCAUCAGCUACUUCCAAUAUGAGACCAUCUUCAGCUGGCAUGCACAAUUUUAGUACAUCAAGUUACGGGUCUGCAUCACACCUUCCCAGUCAGCCUAUGACAAACCCAGGUAUAGCGAUGCCUCGUCCUUACCCAAAUGCUCACCGACAACCACAGGUGCAAUACAACCCGGGUAACCCUAGAAAAACUCAUCUGCCUGUACCGGUCAGCCGUGUCGGUCCUCCGCCACCCAUUCCAGAAGAAAUCAGACCUACAAGUAACCAUAGUAACCAUUCAUCACCAGGAUCAACCCAUUCAGCAGAUAAAGAAAAUGAUCCUCCAGUGGACCCCAAGUAUUUCCAGAAACGAGAAGACGCAAUUCCAGUGCGAGGCUUGAUGAACCGAAGUAAUUCUCCAGUGAUGACUUCAGCUCCCCAAACCACUGUGGUUACCAAUAGCUCAACUCGAAUCAGUCAGCAGAUGAUAGUUCCCCGACACACCCAGCCUCCACUUGCCUCUGCUUAUUUCCCGGGCCAGAGCAAAGCAUCUUGAAACCUAUUUCAACUGAAAUCAAACAUGCAGUGCAAUUUCAGUGAAACUGUUAAUAUUUAUUUGUUGGGGACAGUGGACAGAACACACGAAAGAUAUUUAGCAUAUGCUCAAGUGGUGUUGAAGCCUGUUACAGUCGGUUGCAGGUGCAGAUCCAGGAGGUGUACACCCCUCUUCAGAACUUCAAAGUUCCAUGGAAAUUCUCUAUAUAAUGCAUGUACUUUGGAAUACCAUAGAUUUUCUUUUUGGAGGUUGCACCCCUCCCUAGAAAAUUGCUACAUCAACUCUUGAAUGUUAAUCUAGUCUUGGGGACUGGUGGAGGGACAAGGAGGACCCUAUGCUACGUUCACUGUUGCACAUUGUGUGACUACGUUCACUGUGAAAAUAUGUUUUCACAACAGAUGACAUAGUCUGUGACAGUGAUUGCUCUAAGUAUAAAGUUGUUUGCAACAAGAGGGUAUUUAUAUUUAUCAGUCUUCAGUGCACCAAAUAUCUAUCCAGAGACAUUUGAAACCUGUGUGAAAAGUGGAAUUCUUCAUCGCAAAACAUCUCAAGUAUUGUAAUCCACGGACAAAUUCAUUAGUUUAAAAAUAGAAAUGCUUGAGGAUUUCUUUGCAUGUUAAUCACUGAAUAUGUACAUGAGGUUACAUACUAUAUAAAAUUAUACUAACAGACAUAACUGUGGGAGGUAUAGUGCUCUCCUUUGACAAUGGUGCUACCACAAAUAUUUAUGGCAGUUCUCUAGGGCCUCAAAAUAUUAUUGUGGCAUGAGUACUCUCCCUUGACUUGCCACAAAAUAUGAAUUUUGUAUGAUGUAGAGAUCUCUGUAUUGAAAUUGAUAUAUGACUGGUAUGGGGCAAAUAUCUCUAUAAUGAAACUCGUGUUGCCAAACUUGAUGGUAAUGUUAAGUACAGUUCUCUCCAUUGUGAAUGAUGCAGCCAAACUAGACCAAUAGGAAUUGGUAUUGAUAAUAAAAUUAUAUAGAUGAUGCUUAUUGUAGAUGUAGUGAAUGAAACCAGCAUGCUGCAGGAAAAAAAAAAUUACUCUGUGCAUGUGUGUGUUUGAAUAUGUGAAUGAGUAUUUGUACAGGGUUACACAUAUAUAAAAUAUUAAAUAUG